Molecule: messenger RNA, 1779 nt
Organism: Malassezia pachydermatis
Lineage: Eukaryota; Fungi; Basidiomycota; Malasseziomycetes; Malasseziales; Malasseziaceae
Product: exo1-exonuclease which interacts with msh2p
Exons: 4
Coding region: 1-1779 (592 amino acids)
Biological process (GO): DNA double-strand break processing; mismatch repair; DNA recombination
Cellular component (GO): nucleus
Molecular function (GO): metal ion binding; DNA binding; 5'-flap endonuclease activity
Source: RefSeq, a predicted model, not a curated record
AUGGGAAUUGCCGGACUCCUGCCCUUGCUGAAAGAUAUCCAGCGCGAUUCGCAUGUCGAAGCGUAUCGCGGCAAAACGCUCGGCAUUGAUGCAUAUGUGUGGCUGCAUCGUGGCGCGUAUGCGUGCGCUACGGAGUUGGCACUAGGAAAACCUACAACACGUUAUAUCACUUAUGCGAUGCAUCGCAUAAAAAUGCUGCAACACUACGGAGUGCGUCCCUAUGUGGUUUUUGACGGCGGCCACUUGCCCAGCAAGGCGGGCACGGAGGCGGAACGCGCAGCACGUCGGAAGGAUCAUCGCGCUCGGGGUAUGGAGCUGCAUGCGAAGCACCAAAAUGCAGCGGCGCGUGAGGCGUUUGUACGAAGCGUGGAUGUGACGCCUCAGAUGGCGUAUGAGCUGAUCAAACAGCUCAAGGCCCAUGGCAUUUCGUACAUUGUCGCGCCAUAUGAAGCAGACGCGCAGUUGGCGUACUUGGAACAGGAAGGCCUCAUUGACGGCAUUAUCACAGAGGACUCUGAUCUGUUGGUCUUUGGAUGCAAAACGGUGCUGUUUAAGUUGGACACCUAUGGCCAUUGUGUCGAGAUUCAUCGCGAUCGGUUUGCUGCGGCGAAGCAAAUCAACUUGGCUGGGUGGACAGACAAGGCGUUCCGGCAAAUGGCCAUCUUGUCGGGCUGUGACUACCUUCCCUCGAUCGUCGGAAUGGGCCUCAAAAAUGCACACCGAUUGCUGCGCAAGUACGACUCUAUUCAUCAGGUGCUACGAGCCCUGCGUCUCGAAGGUAAAAUGACUGUGCCGCCCAGCUAUGCCGAAGACUUUGAGCGGGCUGAGUUUACCUUCGCACAUCAGCGUGUGUGGGAUCCGCGAGGGGAGGGGAGUAUGACGACUCUCACGCCCUUGCCCAGCGAGGCGGCAAAGGAACACAUCGCAUACAUUGGCGCGCCGCUGACUUGGGACCAGGCCCGCGCCAUUGCGCAUGGCGAAUGGUGUCCCAUCACACAACGUCCUUUUGCUGCCUCUGCAGCGUCAUGGCAAGCCCCCACGUUGGCCACGCCAUCGCAGCCACGCGCAGCCCAGCCUACGCUCAAUGCCUUUUUCCGACGCACGCCCUCGGUGCCACGUUCGACAACAAUUACGACCGCUGUAGUCACCCCUGUGCCUCGUGGACUUCAAGAAACAGAGUCGUCUUGCAGUACAGCCGAGUCGCUCUUUGAUACCACCGUCGAAAAGAGAGAAAGCACGCCGUGCACAUCGCCUGUGUCAGGCAUUGACGAAGACGAGGCAGCCCAUACCAAACCAUCGUCGCCACCCUCGCCGCUCUCGUCGCCCCUGUGUGCUCGUCAUAGCGAUGUCGAUGCAGGCAUUUCCAGCCCUACAUCGUCGCCGGUCGCCUCGCCACCACGUAAGCCGCCGCUGACCAGCACGCCCUGUGUACGUCGAACACCAUCGGCGCCUGUGACUCCCGGCUUGACGUGGACAACGUCCGCUGCCGCGUACUCUGCCAGCGGCGAAGAGGCCAGUGACAACGACGAUAUGGCCCGCCGUGCUGCAUGGUUCCAGCGUUUCCGAUUCUCUGGCGCACGAGCACGGCACGUUGUGUUGCCAGGCACAUCGCCAUCCCCAUCUCCGUCCACGGACCCACGCCCUACGCCGCCUCGCUUGCCUCUCGGGAAACGUGCUGUGCCAGAGACACCUGGUACGCCAGGCACGUACGCCAAGCGAAGGGCCAUGUCAGAUACCCCUCUUCGUACGGAUGCUACUACGCCCAGCAGCGGAAUAUAG